Molecule: messenger RNA, 2739 nt
Organism: Pseudopipra pipra
Lineage: Eukaryota; Metazoa; Chordata; Aves; Passeriformes; Pipridae
Product: collagen alpha-1(I) chain-like
Exons: 4
Coding region: 1-1230 (409 amino acids)
Source: RefSeq, a predicted model, not a curated record
AUGGCAUACCCCGAGUACAGUCCGACGCGGCUCCUAGGUACUACUCCUAUUUUUGAGAAAAGAAACGACGGCUGGAAAAACGCAAAAAGUCGCCAAAUCUCCCAAUUUGGAGGCUCCUCCGCCAGCGAUGUCAGGGCUUUGGGGAUUAAUUUUUUUUUUUUCUCUCUGUCUCUCUCUCUUAGAAAUAGCCGUGCGGGCAGGGCAGCAGCGCGGUGCCGGUGGGGCCGGCGGCUCCGGGAGCGCUGCGGGGCAGGCGGCGAGGAGCCUCCCCCGCGCCCGCCGGGGCCGCGCCGCUCCGCGCCCGCUCAGCGCCGCGGAACCGCCGCCCGUGACAUCCCCCGACACGCACCGGCCCGGGGGGCGCCGGCCCCGCCGCUCCCCUUCCUCCUCCUCCUCCUCCUCCUCCUGCUCCUCCUCGGCGAGCGGCUCUCCGCAGGGGUGUCCGACCUUCCUCCUCCUCCUCCCGCUGCUGCUCCCGGGCGCGCCGGCGGUGGCUCAGCCGGCGGGGCUCAUGGGCGGGCGGCGGGGCUGCCCCGCACACGCGUGGGCCCCGCAGGGCGUCACAGCAUCCCGGGGAGCAGCGCCGAGCCCCGGCCGCGCCGCCGAGCCCCGGCUCCCUGCGCUGCGGGGGCGAGCGGCGGCGCGGGGCGGGGGGGUGGGGGGGGGAGGCUCCUUCUCUUUCGCUGGGUGGUUUGGUUUUGGUUGGUUUUGGUUUGGUUUUUUUUUUUUUUCUCCCCUUCGCCUCUUUUGCUUUUAGCUGCCCGGGGAGGUGAGCGGAGCAGGAUCGGUGCCUCCACCUCCCGGCUGCCGCAGGCUUCCUCUCCCGCAAUACAUUCGCGCACCCGGGGACGGCGCCGGCCGCGGGUCUCAGCCUCGCCGGUGGAGCGGGGGGUUGCGGGGGGGCUCCCGCUCCGCUCGCCGCCGCAGCAUCAGGGAGGCAACGGGGUCAAACUUUGCAGGAACUCGCUCGCAGCCCCUCGGUGCCCCCGGGCGUGCCCGAACGAUGCCGCCCCGGCUGCCCGGGCAGGGUCCGCCGCAUCCCCUUGGCUCCGCCGGCCCCAGCGGCACCGGCUGCGGGUCCGGGGCCCCCCCGCGCCCCCCGCCGCCCUGUCCGCCCUCCUUCGCCCAGUGCCAUCCCUCCCCCUGUAUUUCGCUUUUAAACUGCAGCUGUUGAAGGCUAAACCUCCUUUGCAAAAAAAAAAAGCAGCAUUUCCUCCCACAUGUCCGUGAAUUGUGGAUUAAGAUGUUCCUCUGCUGGCUGAAGAUUUGCAGGUAAAUUUGGUACCAACCCAAGGGCACCAAAGGCGAUGGUCUCCUUAUUUCUCCUUAUUUGCAGAACCUGUAGCCCUAGGCUGGAUGGGCUGUGGUUCCAGCAGUGAGAAAUGCAAAGCUCUCCAUAGCAGCAGCGGGACUAAGGAGUAGCUGGAACAGGGAGUAAGAAGAAUCUGAGGCAGCAGCAGCCUGUGGAAAGUUGUAAACUUCUGUUACAGAUGGUUUUGGGAGCACCACUGCUGGCUGGUCCUGCUGGCCAUCUGAGGAUCUGAACACCAGGUGAGGUGCAUGCAUCCAGCUUUUCAUGGAAUACAGCUCUCCUUUUUUAGUAAUAACUGGUUGAGUUGAGUGCUGGGUGAGAGUGUCCUCUGUCACUUGUUUCUAAAGAGGAAACUUGGGGAACAGAGAGGUAAAAAUUGCUUUGCUGGUGCUGCUUGUGGUGCAGUACAGCAGCACAGACAUGAGUAAAUGUCUUUUAGCUCUUCCCACCUCGCAGUCUCAGCAGGCUGGAUUAGCCCUCGGCAGGUAGGAGAGACUGGAGCUACUGGGUGAUCCUGACGAGUGAAUGUCACAGAAUGAGGGGAGGCAAAUUUGCUCCUUUCCACCCACAGCAGGUGGAAAAAAACACAGUAUAUUGUUAUGUUUUUCUUCCGCACGCGCUUCUCAAAGCACUGGGGAAGUAUUUAUUUUAAACUUCACAGUCUCUGUGAAGGGCACAAUUACAGUCACUAGCCCUGUGACAGAGAGAAACACUAAGAACCUGCUCAAGCUACGAGCAACUUACUACUGUGUAGUACAAGAAAGAAUGAAAUUAGCAUCUUCCGAAUGAAAUAUCCAGCAGCCUCCAGAAGGUGCUGAAAUCCUUUGACAUCUCCAAGACUCUUUCACACUUUUCAAACAAGCUUGUCACAGUUUCUCGGAGCAUCAUGGAUCUGGUGAAACUGCAUAUUCUGCGACUUUAGUUUCACUCAAGCUUCAGCCAGGUCUUGCUUCAACUUGGCUGUCUCUGGUGUUCUGGUCAACUAGGAAAUUGCAUUAUCUCAUUCUGAUUAAAUCAGCUUUUCAUCUUCAGCUGGAGUUUUCGUUGGGUUUUGGUCUUGCCUGUCUCCCAUCAGGCUGCUGUGAGUGAUUAAGGCAUUAGCACACCCCACCCCAGAGUGGCUGCAUUAAGCCAUGGGCAGAAGGGUUCCUGUGCCCGAGCACGUGGUGCUCCCUGAUGGGAUUGCUGGAGAUGUGAGGUCAAGCUGUGGUAAGUAAAAAUUAGGAGUGUCUGGUGAUGCUGUGAGUUGUGUUUCCUUCUGCUGCCCAUUUGAUGCACCCGUCCAUGUCUCACUGUAGCACAGCCAUGCUCCGUUCCUGUGGGGGUUCCCCCCAGCAUCAUGGCCUGCACAGUAUCUCCACGUCCUUCCAGCAUGUUUUCUGGGUUUAUUAAAGGACAGGGUCUCCCUGCACUGUCUGAGUAAUGGC